AUUGUGCACAUUGCAACGUGGGGUCACACACAUGGCAGUGUCGCUGAUAGAAUUAGUGGAGACUCCUGGCGAUGCGCUCUUGCUCGUGCUCAUGGCGUGCUUAGCCACCUCGAUCGUCGUGUCGAACCUGAUUCUAAUCGCGGCCUUCGUGAACUCGAGAGCGCUAUUGAAACAAAACAACUAUCUCUACACCCUGAGCCUCGCCAUUAGUGAUUUUCUCGUCGGUGCCGGAUUUUUUUACAACGGCCUCUACGAUGUCAAGGACGAGUUUGGUCCUGCAUACAGCCCGCCGAUUGUCAUUCCGGUCAUUCACGGUGUAUCCCUGCUGACUCUGCUCGCUUCCAUGCUCGAUAGGUAUUACGCCGUGCAUUCGCCUUUUAAGUACGUGGAAAAAAUUAGUCGUGGGAAAACCAUGCUAAUCAUCGGUUUCACUUGGAUCGUGCCGCUUGUGACGUUACUCAUGAACUCGAACAUGUCAACGUCUUCGAAGCUCACUUACAAAGCUUACUCAACCACCGCUGUCAGCAUAUUCCUCCUCGUGGUCAUGGUGGUGAUCAACACCAGAAUCUACAUAACCACCAGGCGUCAGCAAAGUCGCGAGCCUGGAGCAGAGUCCAAGGCGCGCGCCGCUCACCUCGUCAUCAUCGCGUCCACAAUGUUCAUCAUUCUCUGGAUGCCCAGCCUAAUCGGCAUGGCGAUAUGCGCAGGAUUUAACAUGUGCAUAUCAGCGCCCUACAAUGCCAAAAACCCGCUCAACACCUUGCGGAUUCUGAACACCCUGAGCACGCCCGUCAUCUUUUUGAUUGGAAGCAAAUUGACCAGAGCGUCUCUGAAGGAGCUGGCUCUGCGUCUGCGUUGCAAAAGAUCCGUUUCACCAUCGACUGCAUGCACCACAUGAAUACAUGCAUCAAGAGUUGGAGACAUCAUCAAUAACUUUUACCUUUAAUCUCAAAACUACGAACCACAAAAAAACUGUCUCUUCUUGAGCAGUGUGAACCCCACACGGACAGAGGAGGCAGUG
Molecule: messenger RNA, 1021 nt
Organism: Lethenteron reissneri (Far Eastern brook lamprey)
Lineage: Eukaryota; Metazoa; Chordata; Hyperoartia; Petromyzontiformes; Petromyzontidae
Product: melanopsin-like
Biological process (GO): G protein-coupled receptor signaling pathway
Cellular component (GO): membrane
Molecular function (GO): G protein-coupled receptor activity
Source: RefSeq, a predicted model, not a curated record